Molecule: messenger RNA, 963 nt
Organism: Trichomonas vaginalis G3
Lineage: Eukaryota; Parabasalia; Trichomonadida; Trichomonadidae
Exons: 1
Coding region: 1-963 (320 amino acids)
Source: RefSeq, a predicted model, not a curated record
AUGAAAAACAGAAAAGAUGAUGAAAAGCAUAGAUCCGACUCUUACUCUUCAGAUUCCUCAUCAUCUUACUCAUCAGAAGAAAAUGAUCAUCAUCCUCGUCAUCAUCGCGGCCACCCACAUCCAUUCCAUCCUCCAUUUUUCCCAUGGGGACAUCCACCAUGCCAUCAGCCCCAUAAUGGACCAGAAUUUGGACCAGAUUUCCAACAUCCAUGGAUGCAGGGCCCACCACCACCGCCACCACAUCGCCAUCAUCAUCACCACCAUCACCACCAUGGUGCUCCACCACCUUCUCCUUUCCAGCAGCCUCCAUUCUGCCCUCCUCCUCCACAACAAGGCAAUGAUGGUCAGGUUCCUCAGCAGCCACCUCAAUUUUGGCCACCUUAUCAUUGCCAGCAAGAGUGCCCACCUCCAGUCUUCAAGCGUCCUCAUCCACGUGAAGGAUUUGAUCAGCCACCACCAUUUUUCAAACAUCAUCAUCACCAUGGACACUGCCAUCCACCAAUGAUGGGACCUGAGUUCUGCCAACCACCGCAAUGUGAUAACCAGCCACCAUUCGGACAUCCACCUUGCCAUGGCAAGCAUGAACCUCACAAAGAUCAUUGUCCACCACCAGAAUUCGACGAAGGUUUUUGCCGCCCACAUGGUCCAAAGCAUUUCCAUCACCAUGGUCCUUUCCCAGGUGACUUCCAACCAUCUCCACAAGUCUGUCCUUGCUGCCCACCACCUCAGCAUCCACAAGGAUGUGCUUAUUUCCCUCCACCACAGCAGCAACAAGUUUACGAGUGCCCUCCACGUCCUGAACCAAGAAGUGGACAAGAGCCUAAGGAAUACUCAACUUCGUACUCUUCUUCUGACUCAUCCUACUCAGAUUACGAUGAUGAAAAUGGACCUGCAAACAUCCCACAAGCAUACGAAGCACAUCCAAAUACGCAGCUCAAAGAUAAUCCAAAUCCAACAAAUUAA